AGCUAAAAGUGUGAAGUGAAUAAACCCUAACUGCUCAAGACAAGAAGAUUCAAAUAGGGUGGCAACCACGUCUGAGGAUCAGAGCCAUUUUGGGGAGCCAGAGCCUGUGACCUCUCCAUCUCUACUCAGCUGGUACCAGGGAGUCUCAGCUACCACCUCAGCAGAUGAUAUAAGAGCGACUUGGCAUUUUGGGAGUGCUCUGGAGAGCCUUUCCCUGAGAUAUGGAGCUUUGGGGCCGAUUGCUGUGGGCCCUCCUGACUGGCCCAGGGAGAAGGGCAGGCAUCCCGGGCUGGAUCUCCAGCUCAUGGCAACCCCAUCGACCUCUGGCUGGACUGUCGAGUGCCACAGAACUGGUCAGCCACUGGACAGGAGUCUUUGAGAAGAGAGGUAUCCCUGAGGCCCGGGUAUCCAGUGAGUACAUCGUGGCUCAUGUCCUUGGAGCCAAAACAUUUCAGAGCCUGAGGCCAAUACUUCGAACCCAGCCUUUGACCCCUCAGCAACUACAGUGCAUCCAGGAGCUGAGUAGUCGCCGAUUACAGAGGAUGCCUGUGCAGUACAUUCUUGGGGAGUGGGACUUUCACGGACUCAGUCUGAAAAUGGUGCCUCCGGUGUUCAUUCCUCGGCCAGAGACAGAGGAGCUGGUUGAAUGGGUGCUGGAGGAGGUGGCCCAGCGGUCACAUGUGGUGGGAGCACGCGGUGGCCCUCUCAUUCUGGAGGUAGGCUGUGGAUCAGGAGCCAUUGCCCUCAGCCUGCUGAGUGAGCUUCCCCAGAGCCGAGUCAUUGCUGUGGAUAAGGGGGAGGCCGCCAUCUCUCUGACUCGUGAGAAUGCUCAGAGGCUUCGGUUGCAGGACAGGAUUUGGAUCGUCCACAUUGAUGUGACCUUAGAAAGGAGCUGGACACACCUUCUAUCCUGGGGCCCCAUGGACCUGGUCAUCAGCAACCCUCCCUACAUCUUCCACCAGGACAUGGAGCAGCUAGCCCCUGAGAUCUGCAGCUAUGAAGACCCAGCAGCCCUGGACGGUGGGGAGGAGGGCAUGGACAUCAUUAUCCACAUCCUGGCUCUGGCACCCCAGCUUCUGAAGGACUCUGGAAGUAUCUUCUUGGAAGUGGACCCAAGGCACCCAGAGCUUGUCAGCAGCUGGCUUCAGAGCCGGCCUGACCUGAACCUCAGUCUUGUGGCUGUGCGCAGGGACUUCUGUGGCAGGUCCCGGUUCCUGCAUAUCCAGAGAUUUGGGCCUUAGCAUGGUUACCCUGUGGAUGCCUGGUCAGGGAAGUGGAUGGCACUUUCUAGAACCUAGGUGCUUUACAGCAUUUCCCAUGGUUCCGUGGUUUCCCCAGUGCUCUACAUUUCUAGGACACUUAGGAGUAGAAACAGGGAAGGGUGUGUCCUCUGGAACAACAAAGAGCAACUACAGUGUGGCUCAGGAGCUGGACAGACCCAGGUUCCUGAUCUGGCUCCACUACAUCAGUGUGGCCAAGGGCAGGCUGUUCAGUGUCUCUGUCAGUGAAAUUGCUGUGGGGGUGGUGGGAGAUAUGGCCAGUAAAAUAUUGAGACUGACAAAUGG
This is a messenger RNA of Carlito syrichta (Philippine tarsier), 1565 nucleotides long. RefSeq names its product HemK methyltransferase family member 1 (gene HEMK1). Gene Ontology annotation, molecular function: protein methyltransferase activity; nucleic acid binding. Gene Ontology annotation, biological process: protein methylation. Gene Ontology annotation, cellular component: mitochondrion. Bases 222 to 1241 code for a protein of 339 amino acids. The transcript is spliced from 11 exons. Lineage: Eukaryota; Metazoa; Chordata; Mammalia; Primates; Tarsiidae. The record is from RefSeq and is a predicted model, not a curated record.